Messenger RNA from Brassica oleracea var. oleracea, 2560 nucleotides. RefSeq names its product probable GTP diphosphokinase RSH2, chloroplastic. Gene Ontology annotation, biological process: guanosine tetraphosphate metabolic process. NCBI's taxonomy places the organism in Eukaryota, Viridiplantae, Streptophyta, Magnoliopsida, Brassicales, Brassicaceae. The transcript is spliced from 6 exons. Bases 343 to 2433 code for a protein of 696 amino acids. The record is from RefSeq and is a predicted model, not a curated record. Gene Ontology annotation, cellular component: chloroplast.
AAAGCAAAGCGUCUGCUUCCUUCUCUUCUCCUCUUCCUUAACACUCAUCCUCCUCCUCCUCAUUUUCUUCUAUUUGAUCUCUGAACUCAGUAUUGAUUGUAAAUAUCUUAGCUUCUAUUCUCUUCUUCAAAUCUAAAGUGCUUUUUUUUUUUGUUCGUAUAAAAUUCUUUCUAGAACACCGUAGUAAUCUGGAUUCCUCGGUUUCGUGUUAGGAUUCGAGUAAUCUGUUUCGUUUCCAUAGAAAAAGGUGACUCUGAUCCCCCGAGAAAUCGACGUUUUCCAGGGAGGAGCUAAUUUGUUUAAUUCAUUUGUCGAAACUUGGGAUUUUAAAUCAGAAGCAAAAUGGUGAUGGCUACGACUAUAUCAAUUUACGCUAGUCCACCUAGCAGCGCGUGCUCCACGCCGCACCAGAUCGCCGCUUCUGAUCUCGAUCUCGCCUCCAGAAAUUUGUCGACAUCUCCUUCGCAGAAACCGAUCGUCGUCGGAGGUCUCUCUUCGCUCUUCUCCGGCGCCUCCGUCAAAUCUUCAGCUUCCAUCGGAGUAGAGGAGUUUUCGCGUCACGAUCGGAGCGAGGAUUAUAGAGAUCUGAGCUUUACGAGCUCCUUGUGUUAUUCUCCGGCGAGAUUCGUCGCUUCCUCUUAUCAUCACCGACGAGAGCACCACCAAAGCCCGAUCUCCGUGCUUCACGGUCCCGUCUCGUGCAGCUGCAGCCCUCCGAUGAGAAUCGGAACCUCCCACCGCGCAGGAGGAGCCAACGGAUUGUUCAGUAGGUUCGUGAGGAAAGCCGUCGGCUCGUGUGUUGAUUACGAGCUGGGACCGUCGGAUGAGCUAACGUUGUUUCCCAUGGAGGAUGGAUCAGAGACGAAACAGCCGUACGCUAUGGAUUUGCUGAGACGUGCUCAGCUAAGGCACAAGAUCUUCGAAGAUGAGUGUGUGAUCAAAGCGUUUUACGAGGCAGAGAAAGCUCAUAGAGGACAGAUGAGAGCUAGUCGUGAUCCUUACCUUCAACAUUGUGUUGAGACUGCUAUGUUGUUGGCUAACAUCGGAGCUAACUCGACCGUUGUCGUCGCCGGACUUCUUCACGACACCAUGGACGAUUCAUUCAUGACCUACGAUUAUAUCCUCAGAAACUUUGGAGCUGGAGUUGCUGAUUUGGUCCAAGGGGUUUCAAAGCUUAGCCAACUAAGCAAACUCGCUAGAGAGAACAACACCGCGUGUAAAACCGUCGAAGCUGAUAGAUUGCAUACAAUGUUUCUCGCAGUGGCCGAUGCGAGAGCUGUUCUCAUCAAACUAGCAGAUCGUCUCCACAACAUGAUGACGCUUUACGCUUUGUCCCCAGUGAAGCAGCAGAGGUUCGCUAAAGAGACUCUCGAGAUCUUCGCGCCUUUGGCUAACCGAUUAGGAAUCUCUAAAUGGAAAGUUCAGCUUGAAAACCUCUGUUUCAAGCAUCUUUACCGGCACCAGCAUGACGAGAUGUCAACCAUGCUCGAGGAUUCGUUCGACGAAGCCAUGAUUACUUCUGCUAUAGAGAAACUGGAGCAAGCUCUGGAGAAAGAAGGCAUUUCUUACCAUGUUCUGUGUGGUCGGCACAAGAGUUUGUAUAGUAUUUACCGCAAGAUGUUGAAGAAGAAUCUAACGGUGGAUGAGAUUCAUGACAUUCAUGGGUUACGUUUGAUUGUUAACAACGAAGGAGAUUGUUACAAGGCCUUAGGAGUAGUUCAUAGUUUAUGGUCUCAAGUUCCUGGGAAGCUCAAGGAUUACAUAACUCAUCCCAAGUUCAAUGGGUAUCAAUCUUUGCACACGGUAGUGAUGGACAAUGGAACGGUUCCACUUGAAGUCCAGAUACGUACACAAGAGAUGCAUUUGCAAGCUGAGUUUGGGUUUGCAGCUCAUUGGAGGUACAAGGAAGGUGACUGCGAAUACUCUUCGUUUGUACUUCAGAUGGUUGAAUGGGCUCGGUGGGUUGUAACGUGGCACUGCGAAACUAUGAGCAAAGACCGGUCUUCCAUUUGUUCUUCUGACUCCAUCAAACCCCCUUGCAAGUUUCCUUCUCACUCUGAGGACUGCCCUGCUUCUUACAAGCCUAACAGUAGCCAGGACGGGCCAGUCUAUGUCAUCGUAAUCGAAAAUGACAAGAUGUCUGUGCAAGAGUUUCCAGCGAGUUCAACAGUCUCGGAUCUGCUGAGCGGGGCGGGGCCUGGGAGCUCGAGGUGGUCCAUGUAUGGCAUACCAGCAAAGGAGGAGCUACGGCCUAGGCUGAACCAGAGGCCUGUAAGCGACCUCAAGUGGAAGCUGAAGAUGGGUGAUGUGGUGGAGCUAACUCCACCAAUACCUGAUGAGUCUCUGCCUGAAUACAGAGAAGAGAUUCAACGGAUGUAUGACCGAGGGCUCGCGUUUUCUCGCCCUGGGACCAUGGUUGGAUGGGGAAGCUGAUUAGAUUCCUCUCUGAUUGUUGAUUUAGUCCAUGCAUAUGUAAUGUAUAUAAUAGUAAUGAUUAGUUUUGUUGUACAUAACAAUGGUUCUGUUGAUUCAAUGCAAGCUGAAAAGAAUUUAAUGGAAA